GCCCACUGCUGCCUCCCGUCCUUGUUGUCGCUGAUGAACCGAGGGGGUUCUAUUACAAGACAAGGAGCCGAAGAGCGGGUUUCGAACCAAUUCUGCGAAACCGCAGAGAUCCUCCAGGUAACAUUUGCAUGAACCACUUUUUAUUAUUUCUAGCAUCUAUUUCUCAAGCUACUUGCUAACGCCAAAUGCGCCUAAUCGAUGAACUCGCAUCGGACGCGGUGUUUGACACAACGCCGCGGACAGACAAAUGCCGGACAUUCUGGGAGGUGCUAAUCCAAUACUACUCGCACACAGAGUACAUCCGUACGCCUGGAGAGAUCCGCAGCGACUCGUACAUUCUCUUUGGGCGCGUGCAGUGCCGUGCCUGGAUGAUCAUCCCGCUGGCAGUGCUCAGCCAGUUCUGCCUCGGGUCCCUGUACGCCUGGUCGAUCUUCAACAAGCCCAUAGACAAGCACAUGUACGGCGACGCGGAGGCGAACCGAGCCCAGAUAACCUUCUAUAUUGCGCUGGGCAUGCUGGGCGCCUCAGGCGCAGCCUUUGGGCCCUGGAUCGAGUCGCACUCGCCCAAGAUGUGCGCGCUCCUGGGCGCGGCGUUAUUUUUCGCCGGGCAUUGCACGGCCGCACUGGGGCUGUUCUGCAAGGAUAUCGGCAUGUUGUAUUUCGGCUACGGGUUCAUCGGCGGCAUUGGCCUGGGAGUAGGCUAUGUGGCCACUAUUGACGCUGUGAUCCAGUGGUACCCGAAUGCGCGCGGCUUUGCGUCCGGGCUGGCAGUCAGCGGAUUCGGCAGCGGCUCAAUGGCCUUCAGCAACAUCAACACGCAGCUUAUCAAGCGCUUCAGCAUCCCGACCGUGUUUAUUAUCCUGGGCAUAAUCAACCUCACUGUGAUGGUCCUAUGUGCCUUGGUUAUGCGGCCGCCGCCACCCAACUACAAUCUGCCCGGGGUGGCGGCCGACAUGGCUAACCAGUCAAUGACAGAUGUGCGGUGCAAAAGGCACAGCGUGCAGCAGACAAUCAAGGGCAAGACGGCGACGGUUGGCGGGCAAACAGUCACCGUGGGGUCGAGCUCCGGCGACCCCGUCCUGGUAAUCCCCUUGGCCGACGCCCUGUCAUCGGCGGACUUUUGGUGCCUGUGGGCGGCGUUCUUUGUGAACCUGGUGUUCGGCGUCGUGAUCAUCUCGAAUAUGGCCAGCAUGACCAGCAACAUGUUCCAUGGCCGGACCGAAAUGCCCGUGGCAUCUCUGGUGACCAUCGAGGGUGCAUUCAAUGCCUUCGGCCGGCUGUUCUUCGGCUGGGCAUCGGACUGGUUCGGCCGCCGCCGCACGUUCCUGUUCAUUAUCACUUUGCAGAUUUCCAUAGUCGCCUGUCUGAUUGUGAUCAUGCCCAGGCUCGCAUUCUGGCCGUUCGUCGUGCUGGUCUGGCUGGCCACGCUCUGCUACGGCGGCGGCGUCGGCGUCAUCCCGGCCACGUUGGCAGAUAUGUUCGGUGCUACCAACAUGUCUGCCUGCCACGGCGUCAUUCUGACCGGCUGGUCUGUGGCGGCAAUCGGCGGCGGCCUGACCUACACCGGCAUAGUCAAUAUGCUGACGCACUCUGCGGGCUACACGCUGGAGGACCCCCGCGUCUACGUAAUCAACCUGUACUGGAUCCUGUCGCUCCUUUUGGCCGGCUGGCUGAUCCUUCUUUGCGUGCGCGUGUCGCCGCGCCAGCGCCUGUUCCCGCGCGUCCACCAGCAGAUAUUCUGCCACUUCGCCGCCGGCUACUUGAUCAGACUGGCUGGCAAUCCCUUCCAGCGCGGCCUGCACGACUAUGAGUUUCUGAGCGCAGCGCUGCCAGCAAUGGACACGGAGCUGCCGACGGUCUUUGCGCAGGACGGCAUGUCGGUUAUGGAGAAGCCCGCCGAGGCCUUUGAUUAUGUCGAGAGCGCAGCGAAGCUGUCGGUUUCGUCGCCGGCCCGCGGCUCGUGCGUGCAGCUGGUGUGCUCCACCCCGCCCCGCCGUCGCUGUCUGGUUGUGGGCAAAUGGCGUCUGGAGAUUGUCUCCAGAGAAGAGGUCGCUACGGUCUGGCGCAUGUACUUGUCAUGCGCGCUAUUGGCGUCUGCUAGUGACAAUGAGUAGCUUUUUUGCGUGUUUCUUUGUGCGUUUUUUUAAAAUACAACAUCA
Messenger RNA from Linderina pennispora, 2159 nucleotides. Its product is annotated as MFS general substrate transporter. Gene Ontology annotation, molecular function: transmembrane transporter activity. The record is from RefSeq and is a predicted model, not a curated record. The transcript has a single exon. Gene Ontology annotation, biological process: transmembrane transport. Lineage: Eukaryota; Fungi; Kickxellomycota; Kickxellomycetes; Kickxellales; Kickxellaceae. The coding region runs from base 186 to 2114 and encodes 642 amino acids.